This is a messenger RNA of Spodoptera exigua (beet armyworm), 2449 nucleotides long. Lineage: Eukaryota; Metazoa; Arthropoda; Insecta; Lepidoptera; Noctuidae. The record is from the annotation of a GenBank genome assembly.
AUGGCGGAGGAGUGCGCAGGGAGCGGCGGCGGGGGAGCCGCGCCGGGUGCGCCCGAAGAGGAGUGCCCCCCGGUCAUCGUGUCGUGGGAGGGCUCUGCUGACAUACAGAGCGGAGACAUCCUCAUCGUCCGCAUCGCGGACUCCUUACUACUCGACACCUUUGGUCAAGUCGAUGCCAAGAACGGCACUUCUGAUACAAAUGUUUCUCAUGGUGAUGGGGAAAGGGUACAUCGCACGCUGCUGCAGCCAGCCGUGUACCAAGUGACACGCCAGGGACAUGAGCAUUGUGAUGUCUCCGAUGGAAUGUUGCUGGACAUCACUCCACUAGACGAGGGCGGAGCGAAACUCUUCACGCUAUACGACAAGGAUCUAACAGAAGGCGUCAAUUUACUCAUAGUGGUUUCUGAAAAUUGGAAGUCACAAUGUGUGCGACUAAAAGUAACCGUAAAAUCGGACAACUGCGGUGAGUCUGAAGACUGCUCGGGCAAGGGUGUGUGUUACACUAACGUUUCAAUGGAAGGGUACGAGUGUCAGUGCUGCCCAGGGUACGUGGGUCCACACUGCGAGGAGCGAGACGCGUGCAAUCCGUCACCAUGUCUCAAUAACGGCAUCUGCGUCGACCUCACGCAACCUCUCAAUGGCGCCAACUACCGGUGCCUUUGUCCUUAUGGUUUUACCGGCAGAAAAUGUGAACGAGACCCAUGCUACUCAUCACCAUGUUUGAAUGGUGGCUCCUGUAUGAGUAUGGCAAUGAAUGGGUCGACAACUUUCCACUGCGCGUGCGCAGACGGCUGGACUGGCGCGCACUGCGAGCUUUCUAUAUCCGGAGGCGCCUGCAUGUCGAAUCCUUGCGUGAAGGGUAUCUGUAUCGAACAAAUUGACAGCGACGUCGAAGGACAAGAUUAUCGCUGUUUCUGUCAACCUGGGUACACUGGCGAACGCUGUGAAUUGGAGUACAACGAAUGUGAGUCGUCGCCGUGUGCCAACGGGGGCACUUGCACCGACCGCGUCGGCGGUUUCGCGUGUUCGUGUGGUCGCGGCUACACUGGCAACACGUGUCAGCUCAAGGUGGACCUGUGCUCCCCAAGUCCGUGUCCUUCCCAUCGGAUCUGUCUGGACCGUGGCAAUAACUACGCUUGCGAGUGUCCCCUCGGCUUUGUCGGUGACGAGUGUCAUAUUCCGACCAGAUCUGCAUGCGACAACAACCCCUGUGCACAUGGCGGAACAUGUUGGAGUGGGAUUGAGUCUUUCUACUGCUCUUGUCGUCCUGGCUAUACGGGAAAACUCUGUGAAGAGGACUUUAUUCUCGAAUCAGUGGUUGGAAGCGAGGGUGGCAUGGACGUAGAGCCUCGUAGGGGAAGGCUUGAGAACACCGGCGGAGGAUCUGUUCGUGAAGUGCGGAUGCCACUGGGACUGUACCAUGAUAGGCUACACAAUGUAUACAUUGCUGCUGGAACGCUUGGAGCUGCUAUUGCUAUCGUUGGGGUUGUGGUGACGGCCUGCCACUGUCGCGUGAACAAGACGUACUCCCGGCUGUUAUCUCGCCUGUCUCGAGUUACGGAGCCAGGCCCACCGCACCAUUGGUUGCAAGACAAGCGCGCCCCACCUGCAGCAGCACCGUUCCCUCCGCCUUCAAACACCCUGGAUACCACCGAUAUGUAUUACACCCUCGACUUCAGCGACAGUCAGAGCUCUCCUCUUAUUCAAUAGCAAUCAUUCCAGAACUGCUCCGAUGGGGAACGGUUCAAAAUACAAAUCUAAGAAGUAGCGGAAGCCUGCGUAAACCCAUCUCAGUACGCUUGGAGUGCAAGUAACAGCAACUGAAAGUUACUUCAAAUAUUUCAACAUUAAUUUGGACAACUAAGCAGAAUGCAUCGCAUUUAAUGUGCCAUUAUAGAAAGUAAAAUAUUGAUUUUGUUUUGGAAUGUGAAAGUGUUAGCAAUUAACAAACAAUUUUAUUAAACAAAAUUUUGCGCUAAAGUAUAAUAAUGGCGUGGGAGAUAAAAUAACUAUCGACAACACAGAACCAUUAACUUUGUGGUUUCGUGACGCAAAUAAAUUAUUUGUUCGUAACGAAUAAUUUAUGAUUAUAGCUGUAGUAAAUUUUGUAGCGUCCCGCUGCUAGUAGAAAAAUACAAUAUUAAUCCAUUUUCUCGGUUUCUAGAAACAUUAUGUAUGUUUUGUUGUUAUUUACAUAAUUAAUACAUAUAUAUUUGUAUUUUAUUAAAACCCAUCCAGGGUUUUGAUAGUUAUAGUUUUUUGAUAGAAGAUACGGCAGUUCGUAAUAAAGCUAGGCUUCGACUUGUAUAGAAAUACGUAUUGGCUCGUAAAGCUGUACUCAUUUGUAGAUGUUAUUUAAGUGGACGUGAUUUUAUUAAAAAUAUUAUGCAAUUAUUGUAUUAACGAUCUAGACUUUUAUAAAGGCUUCUGUAGAAAAAGAACCGAUAGC